AUGAAUCGUCUUAACAACUUCACACAGGUUAUUACAAAACCCCUUUUUGGCAACAUCAGAAUUAGCUAUCCUUUAUGUUCUAAAUCUUUUGGGCAAGCUUCUGUGAGUAAAGGAAUUAGAUUUUAUUCCAGCAUUCGUGAAGAUGAAUCUUUUGAGGCAUUCAGCGAACGUUAUAUUAGAUUUUUUGAGAGAGUUGAUGAUCGAUUUGAAUUACAAGAAGGCCUUGAUAAUUGUUUUUCGCAUGAUCUAGUUCCUUCACCUGAGAUAAUUCGGGCAUCUCUUAAAGCAACCAGACGUAUAAAUAAUUAUUCAAUUGCUGUCAGAAUUUUUGAAGGAUUAAAACAAAGACUUGGGAGUGAGAGUAAAUAUAAUGAAUAUUUAGAUGAAUUAAAACAUAUCAAAGAAGAAUUGGGAGUGUUAACAAAAGAAGAAUUAGGUUUAUAA
Molecule: messenger RNA, 444 nt
Organism: Entrophospora sp. SA101
Lineage: Eukaryota; Fungi; Glomeromycota; Glomeromycetes; Entrophosporales; Entrophosporaceae
Source: the annotation of a GenBank genome assembly